GUUACGAGGCGUUCCUGGUCAUCUACGUGGCCUCGUACGCGUGGUCGGCGUUCCGGCUCUGCGUCAUCUACGGCCUCCGGCGGUACCUGAGGACGUACUGGAACUGCCGCCUUGGACGUGAGGGCGAACGGCCAGCGUGACCUCGAACGCAAGUACUGGCACAAGUACGACCCCACGCUCAUCGGUGAGGGCGUCUUCUGUCUGGCGACCAUCAUGGCCUUUUUCAAGCUCUCCUUCGUCUGUCAGCUCGACUACCACCUGGGCCCCUUGCAGAUAUCCCUGGGAAAGAUGACCAAAGACGUCGCCAAGUUCAUCGUCAUCUUCGGCAUCGUUCUCUUCGCGUUUAGCUCCGGUGAGACGAUCGCCGACGGCUCUUGUAUCGCUCGGAGUGAAAUCCUUCCCUUCUCUUCAGGACUGGCCAAGCUGUACCAGUACUACGACGAGAUGAUCUUCGUGGACGACGACAGCAAGCUCAAGACCCAGCAGGUCGGCUCCUUCGUCAGCUUCGCCUCCAGCAUCAAGACCCUUUUCUGGGCCAUCUUCUGCAUGAGUCCCAUCGAGAGCGCCGACGUCGUCAUCGAGAACCUCCCGGGCGACACCGAGGUCGAGACCAUCGUUAACCAGCACACCUUCACCGAGACCAUCGGCUAUGUCGCUUUCGCCGGGUUCGAGUUCAUCUCGGUGGUGGUGAUGCUGAACAUGCUGCUCGCCUGCAUGACCAACACCUUCACCAGGGUUACUCAGCGCGUAGACGUCGAGUGGACCUUCGGCCGCACCGAGGUUGGUUAUCGAUUCUCUCGUUCCGUCGACCGCCUUCGACGAGGUCGUCGUCUCUUCCAGGUCUACAUCGAAUUCAUGGCGCAGACCGCGCUUCCGCCUCCCUUCAAUCUUAUUCCUACGCCCAGAGCCAUCGGCGUUACGGUCGAGUUCUUCAAGGUCCUCUUCAAGCCGACUCCCGAUAAAAGGGUCCGGUGGAAUCUCAAGAACUGCUGCUAUAUCGUAAGUCCUCGAACCGCCGAUUGUCUUCCUUAAAGGGGCUCGACGUCGACCUUUCACCGGACGAGCCAAAUUCUUUCCGAGUUCGAAAGACUGUGAGAAACUUUAACGUCGACGAGCUCGCCGAUGAGAUCUCGAUCUCGACCGAUCUACCGUCGAAUCGUGGACCUCGGGAAAUCGUUUCUUCAAAUUCUGCCGCGCGCUCCACGUGUCCAGGAAGAUCUCGGGGAGGAGAAUAAAAAGGAGUUCGACAGCGUGAUACUGCAGCUGGUGCAGCGAUACUUCCGGAAGAGGGCGGAAGACGCCGACGUCGAGGAUCUGAAGAAGGAGCUCCUGGAGCUGCGGACCAUUCUGAAGGGCGCCCUCGAGCCGGAAUGAGAUCGGAAACGCGAUUCCUCGAGAAAUUCCCUGACCACGAGGAGCAUCCUCCGGACCCAUCUCGAGGGUGCCUCGCGGAUCCUUCGGGGGUCCCGCAGGAUUCUCGGCCUUGCCUCGAUAUUCGAUACCCUCGCGCGGUUUAUCGACACGGCACGUUUUGCUAGUCCAGUCCGACCGGUCCAUUUUAGAGAGAAACCGAGCACUCGCUUCGUUCGCCGAGUUGGCCGAGACAAAUGGGAUCAUCCAAAUCGCUGGUGGCCGUGCACCAGAUAGCAACGAUAAAGGCCCAGAUUCUGCUCGUACUCCCGUUUAAUGUUACCGGAGCGGACGGUUCGCAUCGGAGUUGAAAAUUCCCCCUGGGAAUCAACGGGGAGAAAACGAGGAGAAGAAACCGGGGAAGGAGGCGCGUUGCCUCCGGAGUCGUUCGUCGGUUUAAGCGACUCGAUUCGCCUCUCGAGUAGCUCGGUGUUUUCGGUGGAAUCGGUCGGAGAGUCGACAACUCGAUUCCAGUUCCUGGCCAUGGUCGAGAUCUUGAAAGAGGGCCAACUUUGCUGUCGACGAUAAAAAAAGAGACGCUUUUCAGCGAUAGAAACGUAUUCAAUGGAAACGCGGAAGUUGAACCCACCAAAGCAGAGUAUAUUUUCCGGCUUCGUAAAAAAUCUAAUGACUCGAUAUUUAAGGCUUCUCGAUUUUCUCGAUGUUUCGCGUCGCUCCGCUCGAGAUACGAUUCAACUUUUAUUCCGUCUCUGGAAAGUUUUCGCUUCAAGAUUGAGAAUAACCAAGCAUCCGAUUAAAAGGGUUAAAGCGGUAACAACCAGUCGUUAACUCUUAACGAUAACCGCUGUCUCGACGGAGUGUCAGCUUUGUUAGGAACGAUAAGAGAGGGCCUCUUAAAAGCUCCAAAGAUGGGGGGGAAGAAUAAUGUCAGACUUCCAAUGAAACUCAACGAGAGUGACAAUAAGGAAUUAAAGGAGAGAGAGAGGUAAGAGCGGACAAACAAGCCAGGAGCUUAAUAAUAAUGGAAAGAUCUCCGAGCUUCUUUUUCAGCUACGAAGAACGAUCAGUCCAUUAGAAGAAAAUCGAUGGAUACUAAUUGACGUCCAACUGGAAGGAACUUUUAACGACCCCCUGAAAGCACUUACGUCCAGGACGAGAAGAAACUCCUCGGCGGAGCAAGAAAGUCUCGAGAAACCCGACGUCACGCGAAUUCUGAGGAUAUUUAACAGGUUUUCGUCCUC
Orussus abietinus is the source of this 2612-nucleotide messenger RNA. Its product is annotated as short transient receptor potential channel 5-like. Gene Ontology annotation, cellular component: cation channel complex; membrane. NCBI's taxonomy places the organism in Eukaryota, Metazoa, Arthropoda, Insecta, Hymenoptera, Orussidae. Gene Ontology annotation, biological process: calcium ion transmembrane transport; manganese ion transport; regulation of cytosolic calcium ion concentration. Gene Ontology annotation, molecular function: inositol 1,4,5 trisphosphate binding; store-operated calcium channel activity. The record is from RefSeq and is a predicted model, not a curated record. The transcript has 3 exons. Bases 214 to 1032 code for a protein of 272 amino acids.